UCGACCGGCGCUAGUACCUCAUCUCCAACCAACCUCCGCCCCUUCGUCCCACCGAGCAGGCGAUGAAGAAAGGCGGCCUGCUGGGGUGCGUGUCCACGGGCGCCUGCAGGGUGGCGCCGGGAGCCGUCGCCUCCCCGUCCUCGCCGACAGGGAAGGUGCCGGCGGGCCACGUGCCGGUGGAGGUCGGCGCCGAGGGCGAGGAGACGGAGCGCUUCCUCGUGCCGGCCGAGCUGCUCGGCCGCCCCGCCAUCGCCGAGCUGCUCCGCACUGCCGCGCAGGAGUACGGCUACGCGCGCCGCGGCCCGCUCCGCAUCCCCUGCCCCGCCGCCGCCUUCCGACGCCUCCUCAGCGCGCUCGCGGGCAGGGACUGCAGGCCGCUCACCCUGCCCUACUACGCCGCCGUCGUCGUCUGACCCACGAGCCCGCUAGCUCCUAGAGCUUCGUUCAUCGUAGCGUCUCGACUCUCGAUCCGUUUCGUUUCGUUUCUUUGAGGGGUGGCUGUGCAGGGCUGUGCACGUAUACGUACACGCGUGUGGUGAUUCAGGAGGACCCGAUCGAGAGAGAGCCUUUCUAGCUAGAUUUCUUUUUGCUCUUUGCUUCUCCUUCUUCCCUGUUGCUGUUCCUCUUUUUUUUUUUUUGUUCUUAUAAUACUACGCAUGUAUAAAUUUGUACAUCCAGAUCUAUGAGAUGCAGCUUAUGAACUCUGCAGAGUUUCAGUAGCCGGUGCACAUCUUUGCCCCUGUCUGUCUUCUUACUUGCAAUGGAUGUAAUAGCAUAACGUUCUUUCUUUUUUUGCCCCUGUGUUCUUACUUGCAGUGUUUGUAUAGAUUUGUGCAUCUAGAUCUAUGAGAUGCUUAUGAA
Molecule: messenger RNA, 861 nt
Organism: Lolium rigidum
Lineage: Eukaryota; Viridiplantae; Streptophyta; Magnoliopsida; Poales; Poaceae
Product: auxin-responsive protein SAUR71-like
Exons: 1
Coding region: 63-413 (116 amino acids)
Biological process (GO): response to auxin
Source: RefSeq, a predicted model, not a curated record